CAGUCUCAUUCUAGUUUCUGAUCGCGGGGCAUCUCUCCCUCUCUCUCCGUCUCUCUCCCUCCUUCAGCGCCUCCCACGGAUCAAAACAGCGGUAUAAAACAAGAAAAUAGAAAAAUAUAAGGAAAAUUGACGGUAUAACGUUGAUAUUUUGAGUUUUUUUUUUAUUUAGAGAUUUCAACGCCAGUUAAAGAAGUAAUCCACGCCUCCUCUCUCCUGGCGUGACUUCCUUGCCGCCCUCAGGACACGAGAGCAGCUGUCGCCAUGAGGACCACCACCUGCAUUGUGUUAGGCUGUGUGAUGUGGAUGACAGCCCUCCACCACGCUGCCGCUGGGGACAGAACACACCCGCUAGAUGACGCCACAGUGCAAUUCACACUCCCUUGUCCCCUCUCCGACCCUGACUGCUCCUCCUCCUCCUUUUCCAACACGCACCCAGAGGAGAAAAUAAACCCUGAAACAGAAAUAGAGGAAGAGGAAGAGGUGGAAGAGGAGGUGGAACAGACGGAGGAGUCAAUCAACUGCCUCUUCUCUUCCGUGCCUCUCAUUGGCGGUCCCUGGCUCACGGAAAUGGUUCGAAACAGGUUCACUGAUUCGUCCAUCCUGCAGGCGACCCGUUCCUUCCUGCUGGGGGGCAAGAUGGUGUCCCGCAUGGUGGACCUCGGGGAGUCAUCAACAGCUUCCAGACUCCUCGUGACCUUGGAGAGAUGCCUGGAAAUCUUGGAGCCUCAAGAACCGCAGGAGUCAAAUGGUUCAGAGGGAUUCGAAGCAGAGGAUUCGAAUGAUCUAGAGCGAACUAGUGAGUCAGAGGGCACGGUGGCUUCUGACUGGGUGAAGGCGUCUCCAUUCUGGUCACGUGUGCAGGAGCGGAGAAAACGGGAUGUGAUGGCGCGCUCUGGGGGUUACGGGGCUGACCCACUCGUUGGUUUUAAUUUCCUGGGUUUUCUCGUGGUUGGCGCCCUCAUCACCUUCCUCAUCCAUAUGCUGGUGUAAGGAUAAGGAUAUUCUCGCCUGAACAUUUGUCAUCCUUUAGUGUAGAUAAUCCUAUGAUGUUGUCCUCUUUAUUUUUAUUUUAUAUAUUUUUUAAGGGUGACUUAUCUAAAUAUUCAUCUGCAUUGUUAUUCUUUCGCCUUACAAUACUCGUACGCCGUUUUCGUUUUCAGUGUUUGUUAUGAUAUUUAUUUGUUCUAUGUUUGUUUUUAUCUUAUUAUUUAUACUAUUAUACUAUCUAUACUACUAUUUAUACUAUUAUUUAACUGUUUGCUUGUUUGUGUCUACGCUUCUGUCUUUCUCUCAAUCUUUAUUACUUAUUUCUAUUUUGUCUCUUCGGUUAUUUAUUUGUACCUCUUUAGAUAAAAAAAAUUAUAUAAAGGGCAUUAAUAAAUAAAUGAAAGAUUA
Scylla paramamosain (green mud crab) is the source of this 1395-nucleotide messenger RNA. RefSeq lists its product as uncharacterized. Lineage: Eukaryota; Metazoa; Arthropoda; Malacostraca; Decapoda; Portunidae. The record is from RefSeq and is a predicted model, not a curated record. The coding region runs from base 262 to 990 and encodes 242 amino acids. The transcript has 2 exons.